AUUCGCCCAUCACCACCGCCACCACCGCAAGCAGAGCCCAGUCAGUCCGCCCGCCGCCGCCGCAGCAGGCUAUGGGGUGCGCGCAGUCCAAGGAGGACGCGGAGGGCCCCGUGGCGCGGUGCCGGGAGCGGAAGCACCUGCUGCGCGACGCCGUCGAGGCCCGCCACGCGCUGGCGGGCGCGCACGCCGGGCACGCCGCGGCGCUCAAGAACGUCGGCGCCGCGCUGUCCGACUACGCCACCGGGGAAGGGGAGGCGCACGGGGCUGGUGGCGGGGUGCACCGGUCGGCGUCGGCCGAGGCGGCGGCGCUCGUGUCGGCGGAGGGCAAGCCCGUGCUGGCGCUCCUGCCCCCGCCGCCGCCCGUGCUGCCCCCGCCUCCGCCGCCGCCUGGCGACGCCGUGGAGGAUCACGCGCCGCUCGCGAGGUCGCUGAGCGCGCCCGACCUGCACCUCCAGCGCGUGAUCAAGAAGAAGCCCUCCGGCGAGGCGCCCAUCAUGGAGGAGGACGACGACGGCGGAGAGAGGGAGGGGGAAAGUGACGGCGGCGCCGGACGUCGACGACGAGACGACGAUGACGAAGAGCUGAAGCCCCCGCCGCCGCUCCCCGCGCAGCGGGCUCCUCCCUCGCGCUCCCCGCCGCCUCUGCCGCCAGAGACGGACCACAAGGCGGACGCCGCCGCCGGGUUCAUCAACGACUACUUCUUCGACCCCACGCUGCAGCCCACGCUGGACACCGGCGCCGCCGAGCCGUCCUCGUCGUCGGCUCCGGCGGCCGAGCGGAGGGAGCAACCGCCGCCCGCGCCAGAGGAACAUCCCCCGCAGUCGGCGGCAGCGAAAGAGGUGGCCGAGGGCAAGAGGCCGGUGGCGGCCGAGGCGGCGACCACGCGCCGGGCGCUGACGCAGAAGGCGGCGAGGAAGGGGGAGGGCAAGAAGGCCAAGGCGGUGAUGCUGGCCGCGCCGCCGGGCAGGCUCGGCGUCGGCGACAUCCUCCGCGCGCUCGACGAACACUUCCUCCAGGCGUCGCAGAGCACGCACGAGGUGUCCAAGCUGCUCGAGGCCGCGCGGAUGCACUACCACUCCAACUUCGCCGAGACACGAGGAUUUGUGGACCAUUCUGCCAGAGUGAUGCAAGUAAUCACUUGGAAUCGCUCGUUUAAAGGGAUACCACAACCUGAAAAUGUGAGGAAUGAACUAGACGAGGACGAAUGGGAGACACACGCUACCACUCUUGAUAAGCUGCAUGCAUGGGAGAAGAAACUAUACCAUGAAGUCAAGGAUUUUGAGGUUAUCAAAAGGGAGUAUCAACAGAAGCUAGCUGUUCUCAACAAAAAGAAGCAGCGUGGUGUCAGUUCUUCGUCACUCGAGAAGACCAAGUCUGUUGUUAGUCACUUGCACACAAAAUAUGUAGUCGAUAUGCAAACAAUGGAGUCAACAAUUGCAGAAAUCAACCGUCUGAGAGACCACCAACUAUACCCGAAACUUCUUGAACUUGUGAAGGGAAUGGGGGUCAUGUGGGAUACAAUGUACAUUCACCACAAAACACAGCUGAGGAUCAUCUCAGGGCUCAAGUCGUUGGACAUCUCCGUUGCUGCACGCGAAACAAGCGAUCAGCACCAUGAUCGGACAGUGCAGCUGUAUAACGUUGUUCAGGAUUGGCAUGCUCAGUUCGACAAGUUCAUGACCUACCAGAAGCAGUAUGUGGGGAGCCUCUACAGCUGGAUCAAGCUAAAUGUGAUCCCCAUUGACACCAACCUGAAGCCCAACUCAUCUCAGCCACAUGAGACCACACCUCCCAUCAAGAGGCUGCUGCAUGCCUGGCAUGAUAUCCUCGGAAAGCUCCCCGAUGAGGCUGCGAAGAAGGCGAUAUACACGUUCGCAGAGAUCGUAAAGACGAUCCUGGUUCAUCAGGAGGACGAACUAAAGCUCCGGUUAAAAAUUGAGGAUACUAGGAGGGAGCAUGGGAGGAAGAGGAGGCAGUUCGACGACUGGGCACAGAAGUACAUGCACAAAACAGCAGGCAUCCUUCCUGAGGAUGGCAACCCUGAUGGCCUGCGCGCCGAUCCAAUGGUGGAACGGAAGGCCGCCAUGGAAAGGAUGGAGCUUUCGAUGAAGGAGUUGGAGGAGACGUAUGUGAAGCAGUGCAGGGUGGUCAGGGAGAAGUCCCUCAACCUCCUCAGGACAAGCUUGCCGGAGCUGUUCACGGUUGUCUCAGAUUUCUCACUGCAAUCGGCAGGGAUGUUCAAGGGCCUGUGGUCGAUUGCACACACCAAUGAUCAACUGGAUGAAUGAUAAGUUAAAUCUUUGUUGCUGUAAACUUUGUGAUUUUUCUUUUUGUUCAUGUUGAUAGCUUGCUUAGUUGUUGUAGAUUUUGGUUUGUGGUGUCAAAGAUGAAUUUAUGAUAGAGUUAUAGGAGUUUUACAUGGUGUUUGAAAGAGGGAACUGUGUUUUUGUCUCAUAUUUGAUAAAUAUAUUGUAGGUUUUACAUCAUGUCGAGCUGUAGCAAUACAAGGAAAAUGAUUGCUUCAAACUUUUGUCAAUGGUGCUUGGUGUUAAUGAUGAUGAGAUCAGCCCUGUCCGAGGCUUGUGUUUUGGGUGUUUUGGGAAACCAGCCCUGGUUGGGUUGAUGCUUUGAUAAUGUGAUAAAUCAGCACAAGCACGACAACGUGAUGACAGUAGUAGUAUUUGUCAAUUUACCUCUUUUAAUCACCGAAGCUUGACCAGAAUAUUCUAGUGUUUUCUGUCACUUUAUUAGCUUGUUCUGAAUAUAUCCUACUCGUAUAAAAGAGGGGGCUUGUACUGUACUGAAGGGGAAA
Molecule: messenger RNA, 2812 nt
Organism: Oryza brachyantha (malo sina)
Lineage: Eukaryota; Viridiplantae; Streptophyta; Magnoliopsida; Poales; Poaceae
Product: protein ROLLING AND ERECT LEAF 2-like
Exons: 4
Coding region: 72-2288 (738 amino acids)
Source: RefSeq, a predicted model, not a curated record